This is a messenger RNA of Scatophagus argus, 1792 nucleotides long. Its product is annotated as hydroxyacylglutathione hydrolase-like protein. The transcript is spliced from 9 exons. Gene Ontology annotation, molecular function: hydroxyacylglutathione hydrolase activity. Lineage: Eukaryota; Metazoa; Chordata; Actinopteri; Scatophagidae. The record is from RefSeq and is a predicted model, not a curated record. The coding region runs from base 196 to 1029 and encodes 277 amino acids.
CUGGGUUCGAUUAUAAUGGCUUGGAUUUGACAUGUUGGCUCGAUGUUGUCGCGAUAACUUCCCAGUCUGGUCUGAAUGCAGAAAUGUAGACUAAUAAUUUUCAGAGCAUCACAGCCGCACAGGGAGAAAACCACCUGAUCGGAUUCAUUUAAUGUGAGUGUCGCCCACCGUGCUGCGCAUGCGUCUGAAGGUGCCAUGAAGGUAAAGGUGAUCUCCAUCCUGGAGGACAACUACAUGUACCUGGUGAUCGAGGAGCAGAGUAAACAGGCGGUGGCCGUGGACCCUGCUGUACCACACCGGCUGCUAGAAAUAGUAAAGAGAGAAGGCUUGUCUCUGACGGCUGUUCUCACGACACACCAUCACUGGGACCAUGCUCGAGGGAACGAGGCUCUGCUGAAGGAGGUUCCUGGGUUGAAGGUGUACGGGGGAGAUGAUCGAAUCGGGGGUCUGACGGAUAAAGUCACCAACGACCAGGAGCUCAAGUUUAGCUCCAUCAAUGUGAGGUGCCUGUUUACUCCGUGCCAUACCUCUGGUCACAUGUGCUACUUUGUUUGGGAGGAUGAGUGCACUGAUGCCCCUGCUGUGUUCACAGGGGAUACGUUGUUCAUCGGUGGGUGCGGGCGGUUUCUGGAGGGUACGGCAGAACAGAUGUACCACAAUCUCACCCAGGUGCUGGGCACCCUACCUCAAGACACGAAGGUGUUCUGUGGACAUGAGUACACCAUUAAGAACCUGAAGUUUGCCAUGCUGGUGGAGCCGGAGAAUGAAAAGGUUAAAGAGAUGCUGAGCUGGGCCAGGGCCAGAGAUGAUGAUGACAAACCCACAGUCCCAUCGACUCUAGUGGAGGAGUUUGAAUACAACCCUUUUCUACGCCUCUCAGAGAAGGGAGUACAAAAGUUCACGGGGAAGACAGACCCUAUAGAGGUGCUGAGGGCCCUGCGGAAGGAGAAGGACAAAUUUAAGAAGCCCAAGGAGAGACUUCCUCCCCACGCUAUGUUGGCUUUGGAGUGGGGGCUUCUCAGACCCUGAAAUCCAGUUUCAGAGCUCUGAACACGUAACAAACUCGACCAUCACAGAGGAGUAAUAUGAAUGACUGAAUGCAGCGAGACACGUGACUGUAGAGUGUUUGUCGCUUUAAUCCUACAUUUAACCGAUUUAUGCCACUACUGAGCCACACAGGCACGUGUGUCGUUUCCUUAAUUAUAAAAUGAUGUCCUCACACAAAGGUCAGUGUAAAGCUGCUUUCAUUAAAUAUUCCUAAAAUUAAUUCAAGGGCUGGUUUCCCAGUCUCUUAUGCACAAAUAAACUGCACCAGGUAGAGUCAGUUUUUGUGUAUUUACUGCUUUAAAGAUCCGCUUUUCAGUCCUUAUGAGUUACUUGUAUUAGAUUGAUUAGUUCCUUUGAUAUACAUUUUAGCCUUCUUUCCUGAUGAUUGUUUUCUGCUGGAUAACUCUAAUUGAUUUUUACUGUAGUUGUUCAUCUUAACUUUAUCAUUUAACCUUUUUUCUUUGAAAUACUGUAUAUAUAUUUACAGCUGCCCUCUCAUUUACUUUUGCAAUUGAAUGCUACACAAUUGAUUUAUCCUAACAUACAAUUUAAGUUAACUUUUAUAUAAUUUAGACUGUUCUGUUAUACACAGAAUUUUGGAGUCUGAUUGUUGCACUCAUUAACUGUACAACAAAGGUGGACAAAACAUGCAGAGUACAUAACUGUGAUGGUAAACUGCUGCUUUUCAUCUCGAGGUCUACAUUCACAAGAUUAUUCAAUAAAGCACAUCAGUCUGAAUCAAUAA